GGGCUUCGAACCCCAGCCUGUCCUCACGUUUGUGCUUUUCCUUGCUAUGCUUCAGUGUAAAACUCUGAGAGAAAGUCCUGCUUGUCCUCCAGCGCCUUCCCCUACCGCAUCCCUCAGCACUUGUGACCAAAGCUCUAUCGUUGGGAGAGCGGAUGAGGUGCGGGUCCCAGCGUGCUCAGGGAGCAAAAAGGAGCUCUGGUUUCCAGCACCGUGGUUGGGUUGUGCGGCUCCUGGGCUCUGCAGAGGGAGAGGACCGUGCUUUGUGCCAAGCCCCAGGCCUCUGCAUCUGAGCACUGUGGGCCACAGAGGCACGGCAGAGCCCAGCCCAUGCCCUGCAGGAGCGUGGCACGGCACAGCCACCCACGCCCAGCACGGCUCGCUGCACCGCUUGUGGCACCAGGCACGGCUCUUCGGAACUGGAAUUCAAAUGAUGCCGGGUAAGGGGAUACCCGGUGCAUUUACAUCCCUGCACCUGCACUGCUCCGGGUGUGAGCAGCACCGAAGCCCCCCCCAGCCCUAUAAAGCUCCAUCUCCCUCCCAGCUAUCCUCAUUCUCCAGCACAGUAGGGCCUCCCCGCUGCAGGAUGGAAGAGCUGCACGGGCACAACGCGAGUUCCUUCAGUCCUGCCACCGUGGUCAUCUUCACCUUCCAGGCGCUGGCCGGCAUGUGGAUCAACGCCUUCAUUGUGGUUGUGUCUUGUACGACGUGGUUCAGAAACAAAAGCUUGAGCUCUACCGAGAAGAUCGUGCUGUUUCUGGGCUGCUUCAGGUUUUGGUACUUGUGCAUAACGUGGAUAUAUCUCAUUAUUUCAGUGUUAUUUCCCCUGCAUCUUUCAGGCAGGGGCGUAGUCCUCACCUUUGCCAUUUUCCUGUGCUUUUUGAAUUCUUCCAACUUGUGGGUUUCUGCCUGUCUCUACGCUUUUUACUGUAUAAAAAUUGCAAAUUUCAGGCACAAUUUCUUCAUCUACCUGAAAGCCAACAUCGACAGGAUUGUGCCGUGGCUGCUGGUGAGCUCCGUGGUUCUGUCCCUGAUCAACUGCAGCCCUUUAUACAAAGUUACUGAUGAAGGGAACAGUACCAGCACCAAUUUCACCACCCAAUGGACGUUCUGGAACGUGAACAAAAAAUUAAGGGAACGUUUUAACUCCAUAUUUUUUGCCGGCACAUCCGGGUUUUCCAUGGCAUUCAUAAUGGCAACCUUGUCUGCCUUCCUCCUCCUCUUCUUCCUCUGUAGGCACAAGCAUAAGAUGCAGACCAGCUCUGCCAGGAACCUCAGCACGGACGCCCACAUCAAAGCCAUCAAAUCCCUUCUGUCCUUCUUCCUCAUCUACUGCAUUAACUACAUAGUCUUGAUCUCAACACUGCAUUACAACAAUGAGACGGCUCUCCUGUCGUUGCUCCUUUUGGUCCUUCAGUACGCUUUUCCCGUCGUUCAUUCCCUUAUUCUGAUUUAUAGCAGCCCCAAACUGGAAAGGAUAGCGCAAAGGAUUCUGCCUUGUGCAAAGUGCAAGGACUGCACCACGCAGGAGCUGUAGUGGAGGUGGAGCCCACAGAAACACUGAUGCUUUGUUCUUAAGUCACGUCCUGCCAUCUCUAACGGAGUCCUCCGGACAGAGCAGGUGACAUAGGCCUUCUAUCUCCUCCUUCUGAAGUAAAAAAGAAUUGUGACAAUUCUCUGAAUAAAGUCCUUGUGAGUUGAAUGAAUUAUUGCUAUCACUCGAUCUGAAUAAUUCUUUAAUUACUGUGGGUAGCCAGGUGAUACGGCGCGGUGAUUCGGUGAUUCUGCCAUCUGCUGCUGCCAUUUUGCUAGGCCUGAUUCUACCAGUGCACUCUGGCUCUGGGAAACGCUCAGGAAUCAAUCACAGAAUCGCCAAGGUUGGAAAGGACUUCCAAGAUCAUCCAGUCCAACCAUCCACCUACCACCAUUUCCCACUACACCACGUCCCUUAGUACCACAUCUACAUGUUUUUUACAUUGUGAAUGUGUUUUACAUUUAGAAAACAUGUGAUGGGUUCCAGCAGCCCCACGGCAGGGCACAGUGAGCUCAGCAGCAGCCAGUUGGUGCUGCAGCCUGUGCAGAGCCAGUGCUGGAGCUUAUUCCAAAGGGCUGCAGCCAUGGGAGGGACCCACACUGGAGCAGGGGAAGAGUGUGGGGAGGUGUGAGCCCCAUUGCCCACACCUGCAUCACUCAGAGGUCAAAGAGCUGGGAACGAAGGGGGAAAGUUGAGCCUGGAAAAAGGGU
Molecule: messenger RNA, 2241 nt
Organism: Numida meleagris (helmeted guineafowl)
Lineage: Eukaryota; Metazoa; Chordata; Aves; Galliformes; Numididae
Product: taste receptor type 2 member 104-like
Exons: 1
Coding region: 47-1534 (495 amino acids)
Biological process (GO): G protein-coupled receptor signaling pathway; sensory perception of taste; detection of chemical stimulus involved in sensory perception of bitter taste
Cellular component (GO): membrane
Molecular function (GO): G protein-coupled receptor activity; bitter taste receptor activity
Source: RefSeq, a predicted model, not a curated record